Priapulus caudatus is the source of this 12778-nucleotide messenger RNA. Its product is annotated as huntingtin-like. Gene Ontology annotation, cellular component: cytoplasm; nucleus. Bases 67 to 9930 code for a protein of 3287 amino acids. Lineage: Eukaryota; Metazoa; Priapulida; Priapulimorpha; Priapulimorphida; Priapulidae. The transcript has 61 exons. The record is from RefSeq and is a predicted model, not a curated record.
GCUAUGUAUUUAUUUUUCUGCAUGAUGUUAUAAACGUGCAAAAUUCUCCUAAAUACACGUCAAAUUAUGGCAAAUCUAGAGAAGCUUAUUAAGGCAUUUGAAGCACUUAAAACAACACAACCGACCGACUCUGUUACGGAUGAGAAGCAGAGGAAAAAGGAACCAGCUACAAAAAAGGACCAGAUCAGCCAUUGUAAUACGAUAGCUGAAGCACUAUGCAUGCCAAACUUAAGAUCAAACAGUGAGUUUCCGAAAUUUCUGGGCAUCGGCAUCGAAACCUUACUAGCGUGCUGUGAUUCGCCAGAUGCUGAUGUGAGAAUCGUUGCUGACGAGUGCCUGAACAAGACCGUGAAGACACUGCUGGAAACAAACCUGGGCCGCCUGCAGGUGGAACUGUAUAAGGAGAUCAAGAAGAAUGGCGUAUCUCGCAGUCUUCGUGCGGCACUGUGGCGGUUCGCUGAUCUCACACAUCUCAUCAGACCUCAGAAAUGCAGGCCAUACAUUGUGAAUCUGCUACCAUGCGUAGCUCGCAUAAGUAAACGUCCGGAGGAGUCAGUGCAGGAGACCUUGGCGGCAGCCAUGUUGAAAAUAUUUCCUGUCCUAGGAAAGUUUACCAAUGAUGGCGAAGUGAAGGUGUUAUUAAAGGCAUUCCUGCCCAACUUGAAGUCUAGCUCAGCUGUGUGCAGGCGCACAGCUGCAAGCAGCCUCAGCAUCAUCUGCCAGCAUUCUAGGAAGCCAAAACACUUCUUUGCUUGGCUGCUUACAAUUCUUCUAGAAAUGCCGACGGCGGCAGCAGGAGAGGCUGAGAGUGCAUGCAUGCUGCUGGGUGUGCUGAUGUGUCUGCGCCACAUCGUGUCGCAUAUGUCCUGCAGCGACGCCGGUGACGUCGACAACCCUCUGAAGGGCAGCUUUGGCAAAAUAGCAAAGGGCCUUGAUCUAGGUGUCGCCACCGAUCAGCUCGUCCAGAUGUUUGAGAUGCUGCUGUGCUGCACACAGCAUUCAAACCACAAUGUUGUCACGGCAGCAUUGGAAACCAUGCAUCAGCUGCUCAAGCAUCCCACUCCAUCUCUACUCAGCAUCCUUCUGUCGCCAGAUGGUAUCCCACAGUCGCAGACGCACGACCUAACGCAAGAGAGGCUGCACUCAAGAUCUGCAAGCUCGGCGUCUUUGCUGCCAUCACUAGCUGAUGAUGAAGCUCCAUUGGAGGAUGAAAUGGAAGAUAGUUCUUUGCAUUUUGCGGUUAGCGAGGGUGAUUCUGGUACUGGUUCAGCUACCCCUCCUCGAUUUACUAUUGGUGCUGAGGAAGGUGAUACAGACACUCCCUCUAUCCGGGACAGUAAUAGUCAGACAGGAUUGGCGGAACUGGGUGUAGAUGGGCUAGAUUACUCGAGUAUGGAGAUAGGUGUGUGCCAGGAUUCACCGCUUACAGAGAUGCCUAUUAGGAAUAUUGACUCAGCACAAUUCCACGAUGUGAGUACAACGCCUAGUGAAGAUCUACCAGGGGAGGCUUCUGCAGGCCUGAGCAGUAGAGGGCAGUCGCCACUGCCAGUCUCACCAGCUUCACAGGUCGACUUCUGUGUUGGUGAGAUAGGCAGCCUGUCCAGCCAGCCGGCGUUGGUGUACUGCGUGCGCCACCUAUGUCGAUCAUUCUUGUUGACGGGAUAUCGAGGUUGCAUCAUUCCGGACAGGCACACGAGGGUUAGCAUCAAGUCGCUAGCCCUCGGGUGUAUAGCCGCAGCCGUCACGCUCUAUCCUGCUGUGUUCUUCAAACCAUUCUUCGUGCAGGAAGACGAAAAUAUUACUGGCGUAGAGGAUGUGCAAUUCAUAGAGGACGUGUGCCUCUACUCAACCCACAGCGAUCCUCAGCUGAGUGGAAACACUGCUCUGCUCAUCGGCUGCCUCAUCACCGCGCUGUUGAGUGAAUCGAGGGGAGGAGCGAUAAAACAUGAAACAAGUAAGCAUGUGGAUACUACUAUGCAAGACCUGACAGACCACCUGAGCUGCGUGCUGUUGCAAAAGUCGAGUGUGUCCAUCAGACUUGGCUUGGUGGCGCUGCGUUCGUGUCUGCCACUGCUACUGGACAGCAUCUACAGUCAGUUGGGAUUCAGUCUCGCACAGCAGCUGCUGAAGCUUGCCAGCAACAGCUAUUGGCUUGUGAAGGUAGAAUUAGCUGAUGUGUUGGGUGACCUGGAUUACAAGGUUCUGAGUUACCUGGAGACUUCUAAACAGCAAUUCACACUUCACAAGCAGGUCCCCUUCCAGGAUAGAGUGCUACACCACGUGUUGCUUUUACUCAUUGGUGAUGAGGACAUGAGGGUGAGACAAGCUGCUGCAACUACCAUCGUCAAGAUUGUGCCUAAUCUGUUCUUUGAGAUGGAUUCGCCACAGCAAGAUCCAGUUGUGACGAAGGCUCGUGAUCUUACAUGCAAGUUUCUGGAUCCAGUUCUCACCGAUGAGCAGAUAUCGCAGCCAACAGUGCAUGGCUUGGUGCGAGCAUACAGCCAAGUAGCUGGAGCGGCAUAUAGUACAGGGCUGGAGUCUGCAUUAUCUAGAGUUAUCCAGGCUUUGAUGCAGAAGUUGAUUCAGUCCACAUCUAAUCACCUCACUCUGGGCUGCUUGCACGUGCUAUGCUUGUUAUCGGAAGAAUAUUCCGUGCCAAAGUUCCCGUCUGCUUGGACGUGUGCUACACUGCCAUUGGUUCCAUCUCACAGUGAGUUGACCCCAACUACUAAGGUCAACCCUGCACUUGGUGGCCGCAGAAGUCUGACGGACCGUGACAAAUGGAUGAAGUUGAACCUGCAGGAUCCGAGCAUGGGGUCGAGCGGAGGUUCCCUCGCUCUCAUCCUCAACGUGCUGGCAUCGACGUCCGCCAUGCUCAACCUCACUGCGCACAAACACGCCCUGCUUCUCGCCGGAAACAUCUUUGCUGGUGCAGCGUACAAGGCGUUGAGACCAGAGGAGGAGAGAACUGAAGGUCAGAGCUGGUCGAUGCUAGACGAUCAAGCCGUGGGCGCACUAGCUGACAACCUACUGCUGCAUCUUGCCAGAUUGCUGAAUAUCUGUACACAUGUGAUUGAGGGCAUUCAACCCGGCCCACCGCAAAGCAAGCCCGUCCUACCCUCCCUGCCGAAUGCUCCGUCACUGAGCCCCAUUAAGAGGAAAUCUGUUAAGAAGGAGGAGAAGAAGGAAGGCAAAGAGGCAGCUGUACUUUCCUCCAGCAAGACAACAACGGAUGGAACACCUGACAAGGCAGAUGCCACAAAAGAGAAGAAAGAGGAGAAGGAGAAAAAGGAGAAAGUGUUACUGGGUUCCUUCUUCAAUCUACCAAGCUAUAUGAACCUGUAUGAAGUGAUGAGAGGGGCCUACAACAACUACAAGCUGUUAAAAGCACUCUUCGGAACAAACCUGUCCAGUCAGUGGGAACCGAAUCAGCAGGUGAGUGCUGGGGCGCGGCGGCCGGGCAAGGUGACGCGGCUGAUGUCAACGGUCAAGCCCGGCCUCUACCAUUGCUGCUUCACCGCUCCUGCUGCUCAAUUCACUCAGGGAGUGCUGGCUUCGGGGCUACGAUCGCCGAUGCAGGGAGAGGAAAGUAUAUCCCCAGGGUUUAUUGGUUGGAUGAGGCACAAGCUUGAUAAUAAAAUGCCAACGAUAUUCAAGCCGGGAAACCGUGAGAAAGCUCCCAUAGCAUCCUACAUUCGACUGUUUGAACCGCUAGUCAUUAAGGCGUUGAAGCUUUACACGAUUACAAGUUCGACUGACUUACAAGUACAGGUGUUAGAUUUGCUCGCUCAGCUUGUGCAGCUACGCGUUAACUACUGCCUGCUCGACUCCGAACAGAUCUUCAUUGGAUUCGUCAUCAAGCAGUUUGAGUACAUUGAGGAAGGGCAGAUCAUGAACAGUGACAAGCUGAUUGCCCACAUUUUUCACUUCCUGGUGCUGUUGUCGUAUGAAAGAUACCACUCCAAGACAAUAAUAGGCAUGCCAAAAAUCAUUCAACUCUGUGAUGGCCUAAUGGCAAGUGGACAGGCACCAAUAACUCAUGCCAUUCCAGCGCUGCAGCCGAUCGUGGUUGAUCUGUUCGCGGUGAGGGGAACUGUGAAUAAAGCUGACAUCGGCAAGGAGUUGGAGACGCAGAGGGAAGUUGUUGUGUCGAUGCUCUUCAGAUUGGUGCAUUACCAUCAGGUUCUGGAUCUGUUUGUGUUAGUGCUGCAGCACUGUCACAAAGAUGGCGAGGACAAGUGGAAGCGCCUAUCCAGACAGAUCGUCGAUGUACUGCUGCCGGUGCUUACUAACUACGAGAUAAACCUAGAUGACCAAGCUGCGUUGGAGGUAUUACAUCGCCUGUUUGAGGUGGUGGCGCCAUCUGUGUUCAGGCCUGUGGACAUAUUGCUCAACACUCUGCUUGUACCACCGAAGCCACUGACUACUGUACAGCGAGUGCAGCGUUGGAUGUGCCUUGCCCUGGCUAUAUUGAGAGUGCUGAUCUAUCAGGCUAAAGAAGAGGUAGUUUUGUCACGGUUGCGUGAACUAGGCCUCUACGUAACUAUUUACACGGAUACACAGGGACCGAGUGAAUCGCUAUCAGAGGAAGAAACACUAGCCAGGUUUCUACUGCAGGUUGUUGGCAUGGUGUCGAGGGAAAUCUGCAGCAAGACUGGGAUUCCUGCUUCCACUCAGCCCGAAGACUGCACGUUUCUCUGCCACCAACUCUCCCAGCUGCUUCUCUACAUCAUGCACAUGUUCCAGUCCGGGAUUUACAGGCGAGUGGCGACGGCUGCUAUGUCUAUGAUCGUCGAGGAACCUCCGGCCUGCUUCUACAGCGUCAGGCAGAUCAACGGCUACUUCCACGCACUGCGCAUGACGCAGCCGACGCUGCUGCUGCAGUGGUGCAACAUACUCACGCUGCUGAACUACGAUGACCAGUCGUGGUGGAGUGAACUGAUGCAGACGCAUAGGCCUUCAGCCACGCAGCAGCAGAUGGAGGAGUUGCAGAAGGGGUGGGGACGGCCACUGUCCUUGAGUUUGGAAAUGGUCAGGCGAGGUGGACUGAUUCUGUUUUGUGAUUAUGUUUGUGAGAACCUGAACGAUACUCUCCGUGACGUGACAAUACUUGCUGAUACUCGCUGUGACGUGACGAUACUUGCUGUGACGCGACGUGGCGAUACUCGCUGUGACGUGACGAUACUUGCUGUGACGCGACGUGGCGAUACUCGCUCUAUUAACUCACGCUGUGAUAACUUCAACAUGCCUGCGCUAGAAAAGAAGACGCUGCGCUGCCUGGAGGCGAUUCACCACACGCAGAGCGGCCCCCUGGUGGCGUUGCUGAUUGAUCGCAUGCUUGCGACGCACCACCUGUCAAUAGCCAGGAUGUGCGACACGGUGACCUGCCGACGACUGGAGAUGCUGCUGGCAGAUACACCUCGGCAGAACUGUCAGGAGCAGCUGCCGCUCGACGACCUUGAGAAGCUCAUUGACACGAUGAAGCAGAGGGCGCUAGCGCGGCGGCACGUGCGUCUCACGACGCUGCUGGGUCGCGUGCGGGACUCGCUAGCGCCGGCCGCGCCGCGCACGCUGCUCUCGCCCGAGCGCUCGCACCCGCUCGCGUUGAGCGCGGCCGCUCACGUGCGCGACAUCGCCGUCAACAAGGACUGGCUGCUGUCGAUCACGUGGGAGCAGUGCUGCCGCGCGGAUGCGGCGCCGGCGGGAUGCGCGAAGCUACUCGCGAACCUCGACUAUGCCGACCAGCUCGCGACGAUGAAGGCGAAGGGCUUCAACGCGGCGGUGCUGCGCGCGUGCGUCGCACUCGGCCUCCGCAAGACCGUCGACGCGCUGUACGGCGCGCGCGACGCGAUGUCGCCGAGCGAGCAGGUGGCGCCGCCGCUGCCGCUGCCCGGACUCCCCGAGCAGCGCGAGCAUCCGCUCUACAGGGCGUCGCGAGUGUCACUGAUGCAGCAUAUAAGUGGGAUCGUGGCGGGUCUGCCUACGCCCCAUCAAGCGCCAAACUUCCUACAGACGCUGGCAUCGGGGAAGCACGGUCGCUUUCUCAGCAAGCUGGAGAGCUUUCUGUGCGAACAGCCGAUGUGGAGCUUCAUGUUCAGCCUGGCUCCGGCACUCACCAGCUUCCUGGAGUCACACGAGGCGUUGCCGUGGCAACUAAAUCUAGGCCAGGAAGCCAUGUGCGACAUCUGCAGAUUUGGAGUUCUGAUGUUGGAGGCGGUACAGUGGAAGUAUUCGACGGAGCGCGUAGUCACGGCCAGUGAGCUGCAGUCGGCACUUGACUGCUUUGCCGUGAUCAUAUGCGACAGCAGGCUGUUUGGCAUUCUCAACCGCGAGCAGGCAGCGCCACCUAUGGAGAGCAACGUCACGCUGAUUCUGUCCGCCGUUAGUUGUGUGCAGCACAUCCUCAGUAAGGCGAGGAACAUACAGGAGGCACCAUCAGGCCAGGUGACGGAGGCAUGUGACACCUCCACUGUGAUAGCCUGCCAACAGAUCACUGAGCUGAUGCAGUGGAUAGAAGCGCAGUACUGCCAGAGCAAGCAGACUUCCACGCCUCCGCUACCUGAAUACCUAGUCCAGCCGAUGAUCACCAUCAUCACAGGUCUGGCGCGACUGUCGUUGCUCACGAGCCACGCCCGCCUCCCGCCGCUCGCGCGCACGAUGGGCUGGGUGCCCGUGACCUCCGACCCCUCGCAGCCACCGCUGCCGACCGAGUUUCUGCAGGAGCGCGACGUGCUGCGACAGUUUGUGCUGCGUGCGAACGCGCUCGGCUUCACCUCCCGCCAGCAGUUCGAGGAGCUAUGGGUGACACUACUCGCCGUCCUCGGCGCCUCGCAGGAAGAGGUCGUCACUAUCGGCGGCGUCGGCGGACAGCACGAGGAGAUGGAGCGCGUGCACGUCAGCUGCCUCGUAGUGCAGGGCCUCACUGCGCUGCUCAUGCAGGCGCUGCUGCGGCCGCGGCCGGGAAACCCGAUCGGCGGUCAGUUUCUGCACGCGCAGCGUGACAAGCCGCCCGCGUUUCUGCAGACGAGGACAGGGAAGAGGCUGACGAAGGUACGCGGGAUCAUACAGAUGGAGAUAGAGAGCCUGGCCGGUAGCAGCCGCUGCGAGCGCCCGCCGGGGGAGAUGUAUGAGAAGAUACAUGCUUACAACAUUGAGAGAGAAGACGAUUCCUCCAAAUACACUCUAGGCCAAGUUUCCGUGGAGUCGAUCUGGUCGCGCGCGGGCAUGCUGGAGCAGGACAGCCAGCACGAGCGGCGCCACCUAGCCGCCGCCGACGUCGACGUCGACAUUCACUCCUGCCUGCAGUUCCUGCUGGAGAAUCUGUACUCGAUGUGGAUGAAGACAGGAGCUCUCGCUCACGUCGCACUGCUCACGGAGGCUGCAUGCUCCGUGGUGGUACUCUCCGACAUCUUCACGGAGCAGUCACAGUUUGAGUGGAUGUUGGAGGUGUUUCUCGACUUGCAUAAGACGCACCCGGGUGAGGACGAGAUCCUAGUGCAGUACCUACUAGUCGGAAUCUGCAAGGCAAUCAGCGUCAUUGGACUGGACUCAGCGCUGCAGGAGCGCGUUAGUAAGCUGCUGGAGCAGUCUAUGCGCAGCACUCACAUGCCGACCCGCGUCGCAGCCUACCACGGCGUGCUCUACAUACUCGAGUCGAACCAGGCCGACUUCUCAGCGACCGUGAUGCCGGCGGUGACCGAGAGCCUGCAAAAGCAACUCACCUGCCUCACAACGGGUGCGGUCUAUGGCGAGAAGUACGUGCUCGUCAUGUGGGCGGCCGUCUUCUACAUCCUCGAGAACUACCAGGAGGACCUGCGUGAGAUGGACUUCAGCUCGCGCAUGCUGCAGCUGUGCGUGAGCGUCGCGUCGGCGAGCGAGGACCGCACCCCGCUCGCCGUCUACCUCGCCAUCUUCCACGGACUCGAGCGUCUCGCCCUGACCGGCGCUGUCGGCACACACGAGCGCGACCUGGUGGUCAAACUCGCCGUCGAUCGGCUGAAGGCGCACAGUCCAGUGCGGGUUCUAGCUGGCCUGGGGCUGCUACUCAGCUGUAUGUACUCUGAGGGUCGCGUGGUGCUGGACUCCUACAGUACGGACAGCAGUGACAUGGACCCCGCGUCACCGGUGCUUGAGAUCAGAGAUCCGGAGCACCUCAUCGUGGCCAUGGAACGACUCACGAUGCUGUUUGACAGAAUCAGAAAGGGCUAUCCAUUUGAGGCUGAAGUAGUCAGCAAGAUUUUGCCACAUUUUCUGGCCGAUUUCUUCCCUACCCAGGAUGCAAUGAACAAAGUGAUAGGAGAGUUUUUGUCAAGUCAGCAGCCUCAUCCACAGCUCAUCGUUGGAGUCUUGUUCAAGGUAUUUAACAACUUGAUUCAGAAGGGUCAAAAUGACCUUGUCAAGGACUGGGUCAUGCUCUCCCUUUCUAACUUCACACAGCGGACACCCAUCGCCAUGGCGACGUGGAGCUUGACAUGUUUCUUCAUCAGUGCUUCACCAAAUCGGUGGCUCAGGGCUCUCUUCCCACAUGUGCAGAGCAGGAUGGGAUUAAUGGACAUGGUGGACAGACGAUUCUUCUGCGUGGCAGCGUUGGACUUUCGCAGUCAGGUGGUGGUACUCUCCGACAUCUUCACGGAGCAGUCACAGUUUGAGUGGAUGUUGGAGGUGUUUCUCGACUUGCAUAAGACGCACCCGGGUGAGGAUGAGAUCCUAGUGCAGUACCUACUAGUCGGAAUCUGCAAGGCAAUCAGCGUCAUUGGACUGGACUCGGCGCUGCAGGAGCGCGUUAGUAAGCUGCUGGAGCAGUCUAUGCGCAGCACUCACAUGCCGACGCGCGUCGCAGCCUACCACGGCGUGCUCUACAUACUCGAGUCGAACCAGGCCGACUUCUCAGCGACCGUGAUGCCGGCGGUGACCGAGAGUCUGCAGAAGCAACUCACCUGCCUCACAACGGGUGCGGUCUAUGGCGAGAAGUACGUGCUCGUCAUGUGGGCGGCCGUCUUCUACAUCCUCGAGAACUACCAGGAGGACCUGCGUGAGACGGACUUCAGCUCGCGCAUGCUGCAGCUGUGCGUGAGCGUCGCGUCGGCGAGCGAGGACCGCACCCCGCUCGCCGUCUACCUCGCCAUCUUCCACGGACUCGAGCGUCUCGCCCUGACCGGUGCCGUCGGCACACACGAGCGCGACCUGGUGGUCAAACUCGCCGUCGAUCGGCUGAAGGCGCACAGUCCAGUGCGGGUUCUAGCUGGCCUGGGGCUGCUACUCAGCUGUAUGUACUCUGAGGGUCGCGUGGUGCUGGACUCGUACAGUACGGACAGCAGUGACAUGGACCCCGCGUCACCGGUGCUUGAGAUCAGAGAUCCGGAGCACCUCAUCGUGGCCAUGGAACGACUCACGAUGCUGUUCGACAGAAUCAGAAAGGGCUAUCCAUUUGAGGCUGAAGUAGUCAGCAAGAUAUUGCCACAUUUUCUGGCCGAUUUCUUCCCUACCCAGGAUGCAAUGAACAAAGUGAUAGGAGAGUUUUUGUCAAGUCAGCAGCCUCAUCCGCAGCUCAUCGUUGGAGUCUUGUUCAAGGUAUUUAACAACUUGAUUCAGAAGGGUCAAAAUGACCUUGUCAAGGACUGGGUCAUGCUCUCCCUUUCUAACUUCACACAGCGGACACCCAUCGCCAUGGCGACGUGGAGCUUGACAUGUUUCUUCAUCAGUGCUUCACCAAAUCGGUGGCUCAGGGCUCUCUUCCCACAUGUGCAGAGCAGGAUGGGAUUAAUGGACAUGGUGGACAGACGAUUCUUCUGUGUGGCAGCGUUGGACUUUCGCAGUCAGCUGAAAGAGGAGGCACAGAAGAGGUCCUUCUUGCUAACUAUGCAGGCAGCUAUUCAGCCGGAUACGCCCUACACGGACCUGAUCGCCUGCAUACAAUCGCACGACUACUAAGCGUCGUAACCAUGGACACCACUCGCUAAACAGCAACCUGCCAUCCGCGUGUGGCCGGCCACGCAUCGUGUGUCCCCGCAUCACGAUGUAUCCGUGGAUGACAUGAUGUAUCCGUGGAUGACAUGAUGUAUCCGUGGAUGACAUGAUGUAUCCGUGGAUGACAUGAUGUAUCCGUGGAUGACAUGAUGUAUCUAUGGGUGGCCUGUGCCACUGUGACGCCGUGUGCAGCUAAGACUAAGAGAUCUAGUCGUGAGAUCCGGUUAUAAGUCCGUCAGGUCAGCAGUAAGACGAAAGAGAAACCUGCCCAUAAGUAGUGUGUGGCAAGGCGUUUGUACUCUCUCUAGUGUCACGCUAGGUGCCGCCCUGUGCUAGUGAUCAGAUGCAGGUGAACUGUGGCUAUGAGCAGAUGUUGAAGGAAUACCAGUGACUGCCAAACUCUGACAGUGACUGCCCGCUGUGUCACACAUCAGUGUCAGAGAUGUUCAGCGGUAGCCAGUUAUUGCCAAGUUAUACGUAUGUAGAUAUGACUCGAUGCAAGUUGUAAAGAUGCGUAUAAAUUGUCCUCGCGGUGAGAACUGAACCCGACGAUGAGAUUUUCUUCUCAAAUUUUGAUUAUGUAUAUAUGAAUAUGUAUAUGAGUGACGAUUGUCUGAAGAGCGUAUGUUCCUGUUAUUCAUGUUAAACGAUGGAUGAAAUUGCCGCUACGUUUUAUUUAACAAAAAUACAAAUUCAAUUUCCACUUUUUCCAUAGCCCUGUCUUCCCAUACUUCUUUCUUCUUGUACUCCUCUCUUCCCAUAAUCGUCUCUUCCGAUAGCCUACUUUUCCUAUAGGUGUCUGUUUCCAUGGCCCUUUCUUCCUAUAGCUCUUCCUAACUUUCACAUCGGAGGUUAUGGACCAAUGUGCUACACAUUUGAUACUAUAUAUUCUCUAACCGUAAGAUCAAUCUGAACACCAUUCUUGUUAUUGAUCAAAAAUGAAGCAUCUAACAAUCCAACAAUACAGCGAAUAAAUCUUAUUAAAUGUGUGGUCAUGGCAACCCUUACAUAUUGCAUUUACUGGGAUAGCGAACCAAGUUUGGCCAUUCUAGUAACGUGUUCUUUUUGAUGCAUAGUCACUGAGCAUGCGAUGCGCAUACCAAUGGUGGCAUGCGUAACAUGGCCCGGGAAUUUUUUUGUGAACACAGUCACUCCAUGUAAUGUUCCAAUCGGUAGGAUCUUCAUCCUUUGAUUAUUUUUGGGUUGCGUGAUGCAACUGCAACUGCAUUUGCAUUUUCUCGAUGCAAAUAGGAAUAUAGUUUUGAAGAUCGUCAGAUUAUAUUCUUAUGUGCGUGGUUACAUCUGACAUCUGACGUCCAGAGAUACAUCGUCAUGAUACAAUAUUGUGUGGCACAGCUUUUCUGUGGAUCCUCUGUGCUCCUCUCUCUGGACGCACGUUUGUUCACAUAUAGGAAUCUUAAAUCUAUUCAUAAGGAAAAUGAAAUCAAUUGUGUGAUAUUUAUUUAUGACUAGUCCCAGUUGGUCAUUGUCUUGUAGGAAAGCCUGAUGAUUUUCUAUCUUGGUUUUUGAAUACAUCUGCUAUUGCGGACAGUGACUUACGGUACAAUAAAUUCUGAAUGCCAGAAUGCAUGAAGCAGUGCAGAUGAGAGAAUGUUAUUUAUAAUUAUAAUUCAAUACACGUAAAUGCUUCUUCUAACGAGAUGAACAUUUUGGUUGGUCCUUCCCCUUUUUACUGAUCCGUUACAUGCUAGCUUCGCACGAAAGCCGAUUCCCGAGCGCUAGUACAGCUUUGCGAUGCAGGGUAGACAUUGUCAUGCAAUGGGUCAUUUUGCUCCCUUGGCAUGGUCGUGCAAAGGGUAGACAUGUUCAUCUGUAGGAUUUCGAAAUUUGACGAAGAAUUACGGCCUUUCGUGCUUCAACAAUUUAUCAAGUCAUAACAAUGAAAAAUACGCCGAAAAAUGACAAGUCCUGCAUUUCAUAAGCGUUAGUCUUUCGGAUAUUAAUUGAGAAUGAGAGUUCGAGAUUGAUAAUCGAGAUUUAAGUGGUGGGUACGAGUAGGCAGGCAAGGUUCAUGCGCUCACAACUUGUCUCUGAAUCCGUUCCAAGAAUUAAUCAAUGGAAAUCUGCAGUUUCAGGUCAACGACUCUGAGGUCCUCUGCGUUUUUAAUAACCCGCGAGUUAUUCGCAAUGUUUGAUGCGCGCGCGUGUGUGUCUGGGGGGGGGGGGAUCCGUUAGCAACGCUUGGUUACAAAGGUACAAUUGUCUAACAGACUCGAGUGUGACUGCUCUUCUACAAGGUAGCGACGGAAGCGUGGGUCCGGCAUCAGAGACUAAUACGAAAUGUUCACAGAUGAUAAUUGUUAAAACGAAUAAACACACGGUUUGUGUACUCGACGAAAUAUUCGACGACAUAUUCGGUCCGGCUAUUUUUAACGCUCAGCAUAUAGCCGCCACGACUAAUCGUUUGUUAGAUGGUUAUUAUUAAUAUUAAUUAACUAAUUAAUAAUGAAUUAGGAAUAGCGGCUGGCUGCAACAACGCGGAUUCUCUGUUUUCUUUACAGAAGUUUUUCGGGAGAAUGUAGUAGACCUAUAUUAAUUUAGCGAUGCGGGUUGGGGACAUCGUUAAUAUUACAUUUGUGUGACGAUUAUGAGUGACGAGCCUGGCCGUCGUUUUGGUGGCGUGGCUGUUUUUACUAUUACUGUUAUCGUACCUGUUUUGAAGUUAGCCGUUAGAUCAUUUAUAACUUCAUUGAGGCCUAGCAAAGAAUAUUGAAUUUGCCUAUAUAACGGGGAUGUAUAUAUUAUACCUCAAAUUAUAAUAAACUAAAUUCUAAUACCUUGCAUUUGAAAA